Mycetomoellerius zeteki is the source of this 963-nucleotide messenger RNA. RefSeq names its product putative nuclease HARBI1. Lineage: Eukaryota; Metazoa; Arthropoda; Insecta; Hymenoptera; Formicidae. The transcript has 4 exons. The record is from RefSeq and is a predicted model, not a curated record. Bases 1 to 963 code for a protein of 320 amino acids.
AUGCACUUUAGAUUGUCAAGAACACUAGCAUAUGAUUUAAUAAGACGAUUUGAAGUAUUUGAUGCAUUUACAUGUAUACAAGAUCGAGGGGAACAUUUAAAAAUUACAGCGGAAAAACAUAUAUUGUGCUUUUUGUGGUUUGUCGGACAUGAAAGUGGAUCCUAUCGGGAUGUUGCCGACCGAUUCGGAGUUGCAAUUAGUACCUUAUAUAACAUAAUCACAAGAGUCACAGAGUUUAUCAUGACUUUAGCACCUAACAUAAUAAAAUAUCCUACACAAGAGGAAAAAGAAGAAACUGCAAAUUACUUUCUUCGAGAGAAAGGAUUUCCUAAUGUCAUUGGUGCUAUAGAUGGAUCUCAUGUUAGAAUCGACAAACCAUUGGAAGAUACCGACUCUUAUAUUAACCGUAAACAAUAUUUUUCAUUACAUAUCCAAGGAAUGGUUAAUCAUAAGAUGAAAUUUUUGGAUGUCUUUAUUGGAUACCCGGGAUCUGUUCACGAUGCUCGAGUCUUUAAAAAUUCAUCACUAUAUAACGAUUUACGUGAACUAUGUGGAGAUAACUACUUUUUAUUAGGAGAUAGUGCAUACCCUUGUUUAUCAGAAGUAAUCGUUCCAUACAAAGACAACGGGCAUUUAACAUGGAAGCAAAGAAUUUUUAAUCAAAAAUUAAGUUCAUGCAGAGUUGUUAUUGAAAAUGCAUUUGGCAUUUUAAAGCAACGAUUUCGCCAACUGUACCAUUUCAAAUUAAGAGAUAUUCCACGCAUGGUACUUGUUAUACACUCAUGUUGCAUUUUACAUAAUCUAGCUAACAUGGACGAUUUGGAAUUAUUUGAAGCACCUCUAAACGAUGAGGAACCAAAUGUAGAGGCACAAAAUCAUUAUGUACAUGAUAAUGAACCCGUAAGACAACAUGAAUCAGGUAUAGACAAACGGAAUAACAUAUGUGAUGAAAUAACUUGUUAA